This is a messenger RNA of Protopterus annectens (West African lungfish), 2886 nucleotides long. RefSeq names its product zinc finger protein 665-like. The record is from RefSeq and is a predicted model, not a curated record. Gene Ontology annotation, molecular function: DNA-binding transcription factor activity; RNA polymerase II cis-regulatory region sequence-specific DNA binding. The transcript is spliced from 3 exons. Gene Ontology annotation, biological process: regulation of transcription by RNA polymerase II. The coding region runs from base 1 to 2865 and encodes 954 amino acids. Lineage: Eukaryota; Metazoa; Chordata; Ceratodontiformes; Protopteridae.
AUGAAUGAGGUGGAUUAUUGCUGGGAACUAAGGAAUACUUUGAACUACUCCAAUGCUGUUUUAAUGGAUUCAUUGCAUGAUUUUCCAUCAGUGUUCUCUCCAGUCAACCGUGAAGAGUUCCAGAGACUUCAGUCUGAUAUUUCAAUUAUAAAAGGGGAGCUUACUCGGCUUAUUGACUUGUUCAGUCAGCCAGGUGGGACUUUACAUCCACAAUUGACUAUAGUGCCAUCCAACAUGGUGGCUCCAGCAGUUCUGGUCCUUUCAGAUGACAAACAGAAGGAAGUAUCAAAUGAGGAAGUUAACAUCCUGUCUAGCUCCCAUUUGGAGGACUUGAAGGGUUCAUUUAGGGCCCAAUCGAUGGGAAAGGAAGCUGUUUCAUUAAAUAAUUCAAAAUAUCCAGCACCAGCACCAGCACCAGCAUGUUCUAAUGUUUUUGAUACAGAUAUGGAGAUAUUUUAUCACAAAGGAGCCAGGCCUAAGGUUAAAAAGACAUAUACAUCAAUCAGGGCUUCCAAUAAAGGUACCAGAAACAAUUGUGAUGGUUCAACGGAUAACCUAGGACAAAAGGUACAUUCUAAUCAUAGAAAUCAAAACAUGGAAGGUAUAAAGAGUACAGACUGCAAUGUGAAUUACAGUCAACAGCCAGCUCUUGUGAAAACACAGUUACAUCACCCUAGAAGGAACCUUAAGCAGAGGUCCCAGCCUGGAAAGGACAUUGAUGACGUUUGUCUCACUCAUGUACUACAACUUCCAUCAGAACAUCACUACCGUCAAACCCCUGAAUGUGACAAAGGAAUACCUACGGCACAUCAGCUGACAGAGCAUCUACCGCCACGUACUCUGCCAGUGAAGGUGUAUGAUGGGCUUUCUCUUACUCCUAAUCCAAGACGACACUCAGGACAUGGUUGCAGCAGGAGCUCUGAACAUGACACAACUAAGAGAUUUCACACACAGAAAGAAAUGCACAAAUGUGCUGAAUGCAAUAAGUCUUUCACAUGUGCCAGCAGCCUGAAAAGGCAUCAAGUCAUUCACACAGGACUGAAACCAUAUAAAUGUACUGAAUGCAGUAAAUGUUUCACACAGCUCAGCAAUCUUCAGGCACACUGUUCCAUUCACACAGGCAUGAAACCACAUAAAUGUACCGAAUGUGGUAUGUCUUUCACAUGGGCCUAUAGCCUGAAAAGGCAUCAAGUUAUUCACCCAGGACUGAAUCCAUAUAAAUGUUCUGAAUGCAGUAAGUGUUUUACACAGCGAAGCCAUCUUCAGGCCCAUCAUGCCAUUCACACAGGCAUGAAACCACAUAAAUGUACUGAAUGUGGUAAGUCUUUCACAUGGGCCUGUAACCUGAAAAGGCAUCAAGUCAUUCACACAAGAUUGAAACCAUAUAAAUGUACUGAAUGCAGUAAGUGUUUCACACGGCUAAGUAGUCUUAAGGUGCAUCGUGCCAUUCACACAGGCAUGAAACCACAUAAAUGUACAGAAUGUGGUAAGUCUUUCACAUGGGCCAGUGGACUGAAAAAGCAUCAAGACAUUCAUACUGGAGCAAAACCAUAUAAAUGUUCCAAAUGCAGUAAGUGUUUCAGCAAACUCAGCAGUCUUCGACAGCAUUAUGUCAUUCACACAGAACUGAAGCGAAAUGAAUGUACCAAAUUUGGUAUGAAGAGUACAGACAGCAAUGUGAAUUGCAGUCAACAGCCAGCUCUUGUGAAAACACAGUUACAUCACCCUAGAAGGAACCUUGAGCAGAGGUCUCAGCCUGGAAAGGACAUUGACAAGUUUUAUGUCACUCAUAUACCACAGCUUCCAUCAGAGCAUCACUGCCACCAAACCCCUGAAUGUGAAAACGGAACACCUGUGACACAUCACCUGACAGAGCAUCUACAGCUGCAAGCUCAGAUGGUGAAGGUGUAUGAUGACCUUCCUCUCUUUCCUACUCCAACACUUCACUCAGGACAUGGCUGCAGCAGGAGCUCUGAAUGUGACACAACUAAGAGAUUUCACACAAAGAAAGAAACACACAAGUGUGCUGAAUGCAACAAGUCUUUCACACGUGCCAGUGCCAUGAAAAAUCAUCAAGCCAUUCACACAAGAUUGAAACCAUAUAAAUGUGCUGAAUGCAGUAAGUGUUUCACAUAUCUAAGCAACCUUCGACAGCAUAAUACCAUUCACACAGGUCUGAAACCAUAUAAAUGUACUGAAUGCAAUAAGUGUUUCACACGGCUAGGCAGUCUUCGACAGCAUCUUGUCAUUCACACAGGAGUGAAACCAUAUAAAUGUACUGAAUGCAGUAAGUCUUUCUCACACCUAAGUAAUCUUCGACAGCAUCUUGUCAUUCACACAGGAGUGAAACCAUAUAAAUGUACUGAAUGCAGUAAGUCUUUCACAUGUGCCAGUGCCCUGAAAAAACAUCAAGUCAGUCACACAGGAUUGAAACCAUAUAAAUGCUCCGAAUGCAGUAAGUGUUUCAGAUAUCCCGUCAAUCGUCGACAGCAUCUUGUCAUUCACACAGGACUGAAACCAUAUAUAUGUACUGAAUGUGGUAAGUCUUUUGUAUGGGCCAAUAGCCUAAAAAGUCAUCAAACCAUUCAUACUGGAGCAAAACCAUAUAAAUGUACUGAAUGCAAUAAGUGUUUCACACGGCUAGGCAGUCUUCGACAGCAUCUUGUCAUUCACACAGGACUGAAACCAUAUAAAUGUACUGAAUGCAAUAAGUGUUUCAGAGAUCGUAGCAGUUUUCGACGGCAUCUUGUCAUUCACACAAGACUGAAAUCACAUAUAUGUACCGAAUGUGGUAAGUCUUUUGCAUGGGCCAGUAGCCUAAAAAGUCAUCAAGCCAUUCAUAAUGGAGCAAAAGUCAUAGUGUAAAAAAAGGGGAAGAAUCUAAGU